Molecule: messenger RNA, 2766 nt
Organism: Nannospalax galili (Upper Galilee mountains blind mole rat)
Lineage: Eukaryota; Metazoa; Chordata; Mammalia; Rodentia; Spalacidae
Gene: Tmem87b
Product: transmembrane protein 87B
Exons: 19
Coding region: 245-1918 (557 amino acids)
Biological process (GO): retrograde transport, endosome to Golgi
Cellular component (GO): membrane; Golgi apparatus
Source: RefSeq, a predicted model, not a curated record
CAGCUCAGAGGUCUCCUUUAUCUUCCGACUCUCCACUCCCCUCCGCGCCUCUCGUUCCGGCCGCGCCCCGAGUCCCACCUCCAAGUCUCAGCCCCGCUUCCCAGGCGCGCACAGCGCUUCCCCGCCUCGCCCGAGCCCAGCCUCUCCGUCGCGGACCCCGCCCUCCAGGCGGCCGAAUCUGCUCCAGGUGCAGCCCCAGGGCGUGGUCGGGUUCCGGGAGCGCAGGUGCAGUUUCCGUGUCAAGAUGGCCGCCUCCUGCCGCGCCUCGGCCUGGCUUCCUCCAGGCAGCUCCGGCCCCCUACCCACCGGGGCCCGGCUGCUGCGCGUCGCCCUGUGCCUCCUGUGCUGGGCCCCGACGGCUGUGGACGCUGUUCCUGAGCUCGGGCUCUGGACCAGGACGGUCAAUGACAAAUCAGGACCUUUGAUAUUUAGGAAAACUAUGUUUAACUCUACUGACAUCAAGUUUUCUGUUAAGUCAUUCAGCUGCUUUGGGCCUGUGAAGUUUACCAUAGAGUGGCAUUUGAAGUAUCACACCUGUCACAAUGACUACUCUGAGCUGGAGGAGAUGUCCCAAAAACGUGAACUUCAUGAUCAGGACUUCUGUGCUUAUUUCAAGAACAUUGACUGUUGGACAACAAAAAAUGAAAACUUAGAUUGCAACAGUGAUUUACAGGUGUUUCCCUCAUUAAACAAUAAAGAACUGACAGGCAUAAGAAAUGUUUCAAGCCAGGAAGGUUCAAUGGACAUCGUAGCCAGGACACAGAGGGAUGGCUUUCACAUCUUCAUUGUCUCUAUUAAAACAGACAAAACAGAUGCAAACUGGAAUUUGAAUGUUUCUCUUUCUAUGGUGGGGCCUCAUGGAUAUAUCUCUGCAUCAGAUUGGCCUCUAAUGAUUUUUUACAUGGUGAUGUGUAUUGUUUACAUAUUAUAUGGUGUCCUCUGGUUGAUGUGGUCUGCCUGUUACUGGAAAGAUAUAUUAAGAAUCCAGUUCUGGAUUGCCGCUGUUAUUUUCCUAGGAAUGCUUGAAAAAGCAGUUUUUUAUAGUGAAUACCAAAACAUCAACAGCACUGGACUGUCAACCCAAGGUUUACUGAUAUUUGCAGAGUUGAUAUCUGCGAUUAAGAGGACAUUGGCUCGCCUUCUUGUGAUCAUUGUGAGCUUGGGUUAUGGCAUUGUGAAGCCUCGUCUAGGAACAGUCAUGCACCGGGUGACUGGACUGGGACUGCUUUACUUUAUCUUUGCAGCCAUCGAAGGCGUGAUGCGAAUCAUUGGGGCAAAUGAUUCUGAUCUUGUUCUUCUGGCCAGCCUGCCUCUCUCUCUGCUUGACUCGGGCUUGUGCUGGUGGAUUUUUAUAAGUUUGGCACAAACUAUGAAGACUCUAAGGCUAAGAAAGAACACAGUAAAGUUUUCAUUGUACAGGCAUUUUACAAAUACUCUCAUCUUUGCUGUGCUAGCUUCUAUAGUGUUUAUGGUGUGGACAACUAAGACGUUUAGAAUUGCAAAAUGCCAAUCAGAUUGGAUGGAGCUCUGGGUGGAUGAUGCAUUUUGGAGCUUCCUUUUCUCACUUAUCCUUAUUGUAAUAAUGUUUUUAUGGAGGCCAUCAGCAAAUAAUCAAAGGUAUGCCUUCAUGCCCUUAAUAGAUGAUUCUGAUGAUGAAGUUGAAGAAUUCAUGGUAACAUCUGAGAAUUUAAGUGAGUAUGUGUCUGAAGGAAUAAAAUUAAGAGCCUCAAAAACAGUUUCAAAUGGGACAGCUAAACCAACUUCUGAAAAUUUCGAUGAAGAUUUGAAAUGGGUGGAAGAAAAUAUUCCAUCUUCAUUCACAGACGUAGCGCUUCCAGUGCUGGUAGAUUCUGAUGAGGAAAUUAUGACCAGAUCUGAAAUCGCUGAGAAAAUGUUCUCUUCAGAAAAGAUAAUGUGAUGGGAACUUGAAAAUCAAAUUAAUGGUGAAGGACUGUCUAUCAAGACUGAAAGACAGCUUUGUUGUGAUUUAACAAAGCAAGUUUUUAUUUUGUUGUCUUGGAAAUCUUUGUAUUUAAAUGAAGAAUUCAGGUGGUGGGAGGGCCCUGCCCCUCACCAAGCUGACUUUAAAUGUCAGUUUAAUUGUCAUUAAGUUGCCUAAAUUUGGAAAUAAUCUAAGAAGUGUUAUGAAAACUAUGUGUGCACAAAUGCCUGUUUGGUGACAGCAGCAGGCAUAUGGAUUUGGGCUCUCUCUUCUCUGGAAUAUAGGACCACUCUGGAAGAUUUUCUUAAAAAAGAAAAUGUCUAUAUGAAGACCCCUUGAACACUCCUUUCCACCUGCCCAUGCGAUAUGGUUCUUCGAAGGCUAGAAUAGUAGUCUCCAUCCUCUCAGUGAUUAUUUUCUUGGACUUUUAUACUGAGGUGAUUUACUGUUGGAAUGUGUGUUUGUGUUUUAUUUUGCCUCUUCCAGUCUGCAUAAAGCUCUUGUUUGUAAAUUCCACAUGCACAGCAAGUCAUGGAGUUAGGUCUUCUCUGAGCUCAGGGGAACACAGGUGCACAAAGAGAGAAGCCUUGAGGGACAGACACUUCCAAAGAUUUGCUCUACUACUGUCCCUUCCCUCCUUCAGGCCAUAGGUAUGUGUGCUGCUGCUGAUUCUGCUGUGACCCCUGGCCACAUGGCUCCCCCACAGCACUUUCUACCCAGCCAUCUGGGAGACCCUUUCCUCGAGAGCCUUGUGGGAACUAGAACUGCGUCGUUUACAUGCUCUUGGCAUUUUCCGUUUCGUAAUAAAAGCAUAUUUAACUACA